Molecule: messenger RNA, 624 nt
Organism: Orycteropus afer afer
Lineage: Eukaryota; Metazoa; Chordata; Mammalia; Tubulidentata; Orycteropodidae
Gene: MACROD2
Product: mono-ADP ribosylhydrolase 2
Exons: 7
Coding region: 1-624 (207 amino acids)
Source: RefSeq, a predicted model, not a curated record
AUGCCUCUGCCUUUCACUGCAUUGAAGCCCAAAGCUAUAAUGCCUGGAGAAGGAGUUGGUGUCCUUCACUGCAUAGUUGCACAGGUGCCUGGCCCAGGAUUCAGAGAACCUGAAGCAGAAGAACCAGUAGAAGCUGGAGAAACUGUGGAUCGGAUCAUCUUCUGUGUCUUCUUAGAUGUGGACUUCAAAAUCUACAAAAAGAAAAUGAAUGAGUUUUUCCCCACAGAUGAUAAUAAUGAAGAAGAAGAUGUGGACAUGAAAGAAGAUUCAGAUGAAAAUGGAUCCGAAGAGAAGCAACGUACAGAAGAAAUGGAAGGGCAGAGCCAAGAAGCAGAUUCUAUAAAGGAUGAUGAUACAAAAAAAGAUGAAGUAGCAGACCAUUCUGUGCAUGACCAAGAUUAUCCUAAUGGAAAAGAGAAUGAUUCAAUGAAGAAUGAAGUAAAAAUUGAGACAGAGUCCCACAGUUCAUAUAUGGAAACAGAAGAACUUCCAUCAAUCCAAGAGGAUGCCAGGAUGGUUGAGCAACCAGAAGUGAUUCUGAUAGCAGAUGACCAAGAAGAAAAAGGCAGUGAAACUGGUAGGACUGCUCUUAAAGUCUCAAGAAUAGUUUCUUUGGAUUCCUGA